AUGCCUACACGAAGCAAGGACCCCAAAAAGUGUACGCAUUGCCCUCGUGUGUUUCAAGGCCGUGGUCUCGCAGGCUACGAUAAACACGUCCGAGCAUGUGCUCGCGAGCGCGAAGAGGCGCGCGAGUUACGCCGCAUACAGUCAGUUCCGAAGCGGCAGAAGCGAAAUCCUCCGUUACCGACUGUCGUUGAGGAAACAAACCAGUCACACAUAGAUGCAGGGCAUCCGCCCGACGACUUUGACCGCUUCCAGGCUCCAGAUCCCAUAUUCAAUGUAACUAAUGGAUGUGAUGUGUACGGACCUCAUCUGCCGUCAGUUUACAUCCUUCUUCGCCCUCAUCACCAUGCUCGACAGUCCGAGAAUGCUUGUUCGGUCAUCGUACCUCUUGACCAGGCUACCGAGUAUGCUGGACCCGCCGCUCCCGUGAUGCUGCGGCGUAAAGAUAUCAAUACAAGGCUUCCGACAUACCACCCGUUCAAAUGCGAGGCUGAUUUCGAGGUCGCCGAGUUUGCUGUCUUGAAUGGGCUCUCGGAUGGCGCCGUGAAUCAUCUAUUAGCGAAGAUGGAUGGUAAAUGGGCUGAGAACAAGCUCACGACGUUUCGCAAUCAUGAUGAUCUCAACCGCGCCCUGAAGUUUGCCCGUCGCUAUGUAGUUCCAUUCCAGACAGACUCUGUUUUGGCAACUUUCGAGGGUACGGAACAUCGUGUGGAGAUCGAGUAUCGCGAUCCUUGGGCGUGUGCCGUGAACUACGCGACAGAUCCUUCGCUUGCCCCACAUAUCACCUGGUAUUCGUAUCGAAAGUUUUACUGCGAGGAUGGCGUGAAGAUUGAGAUGCCGCUGUAUGAUGAUCCUGCGACAGGAUCAAUCUGGCAUGAAGUAGAUGACGAGCUAGAUGCUGCUCAGAAACGCUCACACGGCCACCUCCCUCACUGCUACUUCCCGUGGCAGAUCUGGUUCGAUAAGGGCAAUAUGACGAAGCACUUGAAGUUACAUCCCAUGAUCAUACGGCCGUGCUUUGUCCCGUCUGCUGUUGCGAACGGAUCUGGUAAUGGCGGCGGCAUCUUCAUCGGUUUCAUCCGCAAUAUCCCGCCGCUCGACAAAAGCAAGGCAGGGGUUGGGAAAACACGCGGGACGGUAUACCAGCAGGCGUACUCACGCUUUCGUGCCGAGAUCUAUCAGAAGGUUCUCGGCAAGGUAUUCUGCUCUUGGUACGAUCGCUCGCGCUAUGGCGAGGCACUCACAUGUGGGGACGGACGGCGCCGCAUCCUUCAUCCGGGUGUCCUCAUUAAGUCUAUGGACGCUCAGGAGCACGCCGAAUGUAACUGUGUGCGCCAUGCGAGCGCCGAUGUCCCGUGCUUUCAGUGUUUAGUGCCCCAGAAUCGUCUCAGCGACCUUCGGCAUAUCUUUCCACGACGAACCGUCAAAAAUAUGCGCGAUAUUUUGGCGCAGGCACGUGGGGAAGACACGUCUGCUUCGGAAAAGUCCAAGCUCCUCCAAAAGAACGGCAUGCACGACCUCGAGCCAUUCAUGUGGAAUCUUCGCUUUUCGGACCCGUAUCGAUCGAGUGUAUAUGACAAACUCCACUCUCCUGACUCUGGGCUUUUUGGGAAGCACGCGUGGCCUGCAAUCACGGACUACCUGCGAGAUGAAGGGUUACUCGGCCAGUAUGAAAAGAAUACGUCUGAAAUCGCGCGAUGGAGGUCCUUGAGACACUUUGAGCGCGUGGCUUCUCGAGAGUACUAUGAUGCAAAUGUCUACAUGGAUGUUUCAAGGUGCUUGCCGGCUUGCAUAGUGCAGCUCUUUCCGCCCAACUCGGCAGUCGUGCAUUGGGCGCGAGCAUACCAGCACGUCCGCAUGCUUCUCGGCUUGGAGUGCAACUCAGAAAACCGCCUGAACUCGUUGCAUAAGCGCAUUCUGAAGCUAUGCGACAUAAGUGAUAAAUUCACCGGCGAGCUCGGCAAGAGCCUCAACUUCCUGAAGAUGCAUCUUCUGCAACAUGUAAUCGACGACAUUCGUGGAGCAGGAUCAACGGUCAAUGGCGACACGCGCAAGAACGAGGGAUUUCAUCAAGAGCUCAAGAGCAUGCUAUCCCGCACGAACUUCAAGGAUAUCGAGCGCCAGAUCGACAUACAAGACAUGAACCGUGAGAUAAUCGCCCGGAUUCGCAUGUACGUUGACAACGAGGCCGAGCGAUUCAAGAAGGAAAAGGAGCGCGAACACGAGGAGCUCACUGGAGACGACAAUGAUGGUGCCGGUCAAGAUCCCGCCGACCCGUCUUCGGUGCCAGAAGAUGCAUCUUCUGAUGAUGUUUCUCCUCACUGGAAACUUUGGGGCCGUGUGCGCAGAGGUGCGGAUACGAGCGCCACUUAUUCUCGCACAGUUGGUAUGCCGAAGUUUGAUGUGUCUCUUCGAACCUUCCUUGAACAUACCUUCGGCGAAGAUGCACCACCUCGCACGGAUGCUCUCCAUAUGAAAGCAUACAAGACAUUGUAUCUCUACUAUCAGUCUCUCGCAGACUGGACCGAGGCGCAUGACAUCUUACAUGCAAGCCCAAAGUUCCAAGGGCGCCCUCGAUACGACUGCGCAGUACUGAAUGUGGAGAACAAUGCAUCGCGCGAUCAACGAAUGUCAUUCGUGCGCUUACAGGGCAUGUUCCGCUGCAAGCUGCGCUCGGGGAAAGAGGUUGAUGUUGCUCUGGUGAAACGCUUCCAGCACUCAAAAUGGAAGCCCAGAACGGCAUGGGAUGGGUGUCAGGUAGAGGCAGAGGUAAAUCGACUUGAGUUCAUCCUUAUACAGUAUCUGGUUCGCGGCGCACACCUCAUUACCGCGUUCGGUGCCCCCACAAACCGAAAGGAGGGCUUGCUGUUCUUCUUCAAUGACUGCAUCGAUAAUGACAUGUAUCUUCGCAACCAUAAGCUAUAUUACUAG
Messenger RNA from Peniophora sp. CBMAI 1063, 2928 nucleotides. NCBI's taxonomy places the organism in Eukaryota, Fungi, Basidiomycota, Agaricomycetes, Russulales, Peniophoraceae. The record is from the annotation of a GenBank genome assembly.